Molecule: messenger RNA, 1848 nt
Organism: Prorocentrum cordatum
Lineage: Eukaryota; Dinophyceae; Prorocentrales; Prorocentraceae
Source: the annotation of a GenBank genome assembly
GCACGGUCGGCGCUGAGGCGCUGGUGGGAAGUGACGACCAGCCGUGAAUAUUUCGCAUUUUCGAAGCGCCGCUUGGCUUUCAAGGCGAUGGUCGUGUCCGUGAUAGGGAUCCUGCUCGCUCCGGUGCACCUGAGCGCCAUCAUCUUUGACGGUGGCGCCAUGUCGUGGACUGAAAUCCUGUACCUCUUCAUGAACGACGUCGCGUCGCCUCUAUGCCUCGUUUGCAUCCCCUACCAGUCCAUCUGGCUCGACGUCUUUUUCGGAUUCUGGAUGAUGCUCGGCCCUCCUGUGCAGUCUGGGCCAUGCGAGCCCCCGUUUGAGUAUGCUGUGGGCCCCCUCUGGAUUAUGGUGUCGAUGUGCUGGAUGCACUCGGGAGGCAUACACUCCGCCGCCAUUGUGCCGAUGCUGUUCUCGCCACUGAUCAACUGGAGCGUGUCCGAAAAUCUGUGCAGCGGCGUUAGCUUAGCAGCCUUUGCAUCUGUGACCAUGGCUGUGGUGGUUUGGAUCAUCGUGGCGGAGUGGCAGCUCGCCGACGGCUUCUACCGGCUACAGAAGUCCACCGAGGUGAUCCAGUUGUUGCUCGAGGAGGCCACCAGCGGCCUCUGCACUCUGAGUCCCAAAUCUGGCAUCGUCAGCGAAGCCAGCAGCUCUUUCCUGGAGAAUUUCGGCAUGCAUACCGAGGGUGCGUCCAUGCUUGAUUUUGUCGCUGCCGUCGACCGUGAGAAGGUCGCGAGCCUCCUCCGGGAUCGAGACGCCCUGCCUCUCAGACCCAUCCUCGGUACCUUCUACAAGAGGCCGACUCUGGAGGGGGCGCCCACGUCCCAGUUCGAGGCCAAGCUCGUCCCCUACGCGGUCUGCGACGAAGGCGUGAGCGUGUGCCUGCAGAAGGUGGGCGAGGAGAGGUUCGUGGAGGCCCCCGCGGAGCACGGGGGGGAGGCCGCUCGCGCCAGCGAGGCCGCAUACCUGCUCGACCCCCGCUCGCAGCCCGCGCCGAGGGCCUGGUCCGAGCACGGCACGGAGUUUGGAACAGAGGUCAGCUUGGCCUACUCGAAGACGACCGCCUCCGCCCGGCCUCUGCUGGAGCCCGAGGAGCCGACGGCCUCAAGGCGCGAGGCUGCGCAGAGGGCCCACCGCGCGAAGAGGAAGGUCAGGGUCCAGCUCAACAACUCGAUGCGCCAGGAUGCGGGGUUCGAGGAGACGCCGCAGCCCAUGCGGAUCAUGCGCCUGAUGGGCGCCAUGGAGGGCAUCAACGCCUGCGGCGUGGGGUGCUGCAUGCUCCACGUCAGCGUAGCCGCCGCGAGGCAGGUGCUUGUCGUCCUCGGUCGCAAGCCUUGCGGGAGCAUAGAGUUGGGCAGCCAGCAGUGUCCGGCAUGCUUCUCUCUGAUCCUUUGUCGAGAGGUCAUCGAGGAAGGGUCGGAUGGUAACAUUGAUUGCCCAACCUGCGGGAAUGAGGUCCAUCCCCAGCGGCGCAGUGGGUCGACCCUGGCUACCUCGGAAGAGGCGCCUGUGGCGCGUGCACGCUGGCCAGGCGCUGCCACGUUCAAGGUCACCAUAGAUCGGAGCGACGGGUCCAAGCUCGGGAUUGACGUGGACAUCGUCAACUGUUCGACAGUGCUCGUCGAGAAAGUGAACGAGGGGCUCAUCUCGAUGUGGAACGUCCGCAACCCAGAACAGGUUGUGGAAAGUGGUGACAGAAUUGUGGAGGUGAACGGGGUAUCUGGCCUCUCGAAGCGGAUUCUUGCCCAGCUUGGAGUCUGCGGGCUGUUGGACAUCGUCGUUCUCAGGAGGAGGCCCCUCGGCGGAGAGCCACAGGGCAAUGGAUGCCCGCUGUGCCUCGAGAGCGAAUGA